Molecule: messenger RNA, 6315 nt
Organism: Mirounga angustirostris (Northern elephant seal)
Lineage: Eukaryota; Metazoa; Chordata; Mammalia; Carnivora; Phocidae
Gene: NCKAP5L
Product: NCK associated protein 5 like
Exons: 12
Coding region: 1508-5635 (1375 amino acids)
Biological process (GO): microtubule bundle formation; microtubule depolymerization
Cellular component (GO): microtubule plus-end
Source: RefSeq, a predicted model, not a curated record
AACAUGAUCCACAGCCAGUCCCUAUGAUCUGGGCCUCCUGGAGGCGUUUUGAUUUUUGUUUUUUUAGGAAAAGAUAUUCUCCCAGAGCAUCUUCACCCUUAGUUUGGUUUUUGCUGUCGCUGUUGGGACCACAGACUUGGGCUUUUCCCCAGCUUUAUCUUCCUCCCUUUCUGGCCCUGGACACUGCCGUGUUCACCCCGCUGCUUUCCUUCACCCUCCCAAGUCUGUCUCUCCCAUCCCCCGCUACUCCCUGAGGUGUCCACAGGGGAGAAAGGGUGAGGGGCCUGAGGGGAAAGCUAGGGCGCCCUGGGGGCACUGGGAGCCUCUGCCAAGCGGGCAUGCUGGGGUGCUGGGGUGGGGUUUAACUCAAGUGGUGGAGGUAACCCGAGGCCUUUUUUGGUUUUAACCCCUAUUUAUGUAUGUGGGAAGGAGGAUAUUUCCUGAAUUUUUUUCAUUUUUUUCCAAGCCCGUCCAUUUCUAAAAAUAUCAAACACGAUAAUGUCAUGAGCAAAUGAAGUUAUACUCAAUACAUUUUUCAUGAUGUUAAAAUAACAAAGGACUCGAGAUUGUUGUGGAGUGUUUAAAAAUAAGUAUUACAAGUUUUUCCUUUUCCUGCAGUUUUCAGAAGCCCCCUUCCCGCUGUCAUACACACACGGGCACAGUCUCUCUCACUGGGAAAGAAGUCUCUCCGUUUACAGUUGCCCCUUUUUCCCUCUGGGGUGAAGGCUGGGCUGGCACCUGGCGGGGAGGGGUUGAGGAGGAGGAGGCCCCUGAGCGCGGGGUGGGUGUGCGGCCCUGUCAGAUCUGCGGGUGCCCCCACUGCCCAGACCCCGCAGGGAGGAGCCUGGGACUCGGCGUCCCUUACAGAUGAACAUCCAGCAGCAGCAGGCAACGAGGCAGGACUUAGCAAUAUACCUCUGUCGGGAUGUGAUCACGCAAAGUCUCCAUUUACUGAGUUCAUGCAAGACCCUCUGCACGCAUCAUCUCAUUUCACCCCCAACAUUUGGGCUGAGUAUUCUUAGGUCCGUUUUAUAGGUGAGGAAACAGAUCUUGUAGAGUCAGGAUUCUCACCCGGAUCCGUCCCGAAUUGCAUAGCUCCAGGAGCCCUGGGACUCUAAGGAGCUUGCAGUACAACUCGUGUGUGUACAGAGGCCACCUACGAGGGGGGAAAGCGAGGCCUGUCCCCUGUGCUUGGUGAUCCAGCCGUAUGUCUUGGGUAGCCUCCUUCACCCGCAGAUUCCGCACCCUCACCCAGGCUAGUGCCCGCCCCCCAUAAAGUUGUUAGGAUUGGGGGCCGUGGUCCCUGACCAGGAUUUCAUCUGGACGUCCCCGAGGUCUCUGCUUCGGUGUCACCUCUCGGUGCCUUAUUGGGACCCGACGUAUGUCCAUUGGCUUCUCUGCGUUAUCUGCCUCCCCCAGUAGAAUGGAAGCUUCACAGAGGCAGGGCUUUCUCUGGCUUGUUCAUCCCCGAGGGCCCAGGGCCUGGCACAGAGCAGGAGCCCAGUAAAUGCUUGUGGAACGCACGGCUGACACACCGUCUCCCUCCUUCUCCACAGGUGAGGUGACCGUUCUGGUGGCUAGCGUGAGUGUGCUGGCCUGGCUGAGGAGGCAGAGACAGGGCCUGAUGUCGGAGGCCAUGGACCAGCCCGCUGGGAGCCCUGGAAAGCCAAGGCCGGGAGAGGGUGGUGACAGUGGCACGGAACCGGGCACCUGCCAGGAGCUCCUGCACCGACUUCGGGAGCUAGAGGCAGAGAACUCGGCGCUUGCUCAGGCCAAUGAAAACCAGCGGGAGACCUAUGAACGCUGUCUAGAUGAGGUUGCCAACCAUGUGGUGCAGGCACUGCUAAACCAGAAGGACCUGCGGGAGGAGUGCAUCAAGCUGAAGAAGAGGGUGUUUGACCUGGAACGGCAGAACCAGAUGCUGAGCGCCCUGUUUCAGCAGAAACUCCAGCUGACGACAGGCUCCCUCCCUCAGAUCCCACUUGCGCCGCUCCAGCCGCCUUCAGAGCUACCGGCCUCUCCCUCCCUGAGCUCUGCCGAGGGACCGACCACCCCGCUGCCGCUGGGGCACUGUGCUGGGCAGAGAGAGGUGUGUUGGGAGCAGCAGCUGCGGCCAGGAGGCCCAGGACCCCCGGGACCCCCGGCCGCCCCACCCCCGGCACUGGAUGCCCUGUCCCCGUUCCUUCGAAAGAAAGCGCAGAUCCUGGAGGUGCUGAGAGCCCUGGAAGAAACUGACCCCUUGCUUCUUUGCUCGCCUGCCACCCCAUGGCGGCCCCCAGGCGAGGGUCCCGGCUCCCCAGAGCCGAUCAACGGCGAGCUGUGUGGCCCGCCCCAGCCUGAACCCUCCUCCUGGGCCCCCUACCUGCUCCUAGGCCCUGGUAGCCUGGGAGGCCUGCUACACUGGGAGCGCCUCUUGGGGGGCCCAGGGGAGGAAGAGGGUGCUGGGCGGCCCUGGGGCCCUGGUAGGGGCUCCUCCCAGGCCCAAGGCACUGGCUCUGGGCCACCCUGUGCCCCAGGCAGCAGCAGCUCCUCCUCCUCGGAUGAGGCAGGUGACCCCAACGAGGCCCCCAGCCCUGACACCCUGCUUGGGGCCCUGGCCCGCAAACAGUUGAACCUGGGCCAGCUCCUUGAGGACACAGAGUCUUACCUACAGGCCUUCUUGGCCGGGGCUGCAGGCCCACUCAACGGGGACCAGCCAGGUCCCGGGCAGCCAUCUUCCCCAGACCAGGGCCCCCCACAGCUGUCCAAGUCCAAAGGCCUCCCCAAGUCAGCUUGGGGUGGGGGUACCCCAGAGGCCCACAGGCCGGGCUUUGGUGCUACCUCAGAGGGCCAGGGGCCCCUCCCCUUCCUCAGCAUGUUCAUGGGUGCGGGUGAUGCCCCCCUGGGCUUGCGGCCUGGCCACCCCUACUCCUCAUCUCAGGUGAAAAGCAAGCUCCAAAUUGGCCCCCCUUCUCCCGGGGAAGUCCAGGGACCCCUUCUGCCCUCUCCAGCCAGAGGUCUCAAGUUUCUAAAGCUGCCUCCAGCUUCGGAGAAGGUCCCCAGCCCAGGAGGCCCCCAGCUCAGCCCCCAGCUUCCCCGGAACUCCCGAAUCCCCUGUCGCCACAGUGGUUCUGAUGGCAGCCCCUCCCCGCUGCUGGCCCGCAGGGGUCUGAGUGGAGGAGAGCUGUCCCCGGAGGGAGCACAGGGCCUGCCCACCAGCCCUUCCCCCUGCUCUGCAGCUCUGGACUCUGCACAGCUCAGAGCUCCCCAGCCAGCGUUGUCCACCACGCUGUCCCCGGGACCCGUGGUCUCUCCCUGCUAUGAGAACAUCCUGGACCUUUCCCGGAGCACCUUUAGGGGGCCUUCCCCAGAGCCACCUCCAUCCCCACUGCAGGUACCCACCUACCCACAAUUAACUCUGGAGGUGCCACGGGCCCCUGAGGUCCUCAGAAGUCCUGGAGCUCCCUCCAGCCCUUGCCUCCCAGAAUCCUGCUCCUAUGGGAAUGCCCAGGAGAAGAGUUUGGACAAAGCCGGUUCGGAGUCUCCCCAUCCUGGCCGCCGGACCCCUAGCAGCUCAUCUAAGAAGCCCAGCCAGGGGGCAGGGCGGCGACCUGGGGAUCCUGGCUACACCCCUCUGCGGGACAGACUGGCAGCCCUGGGGAAACUGAAGACUGGCCCCGAAGGGCCAGAGAAAAACGGGGUGCCAGCCAGGCCUGGCACCGAGAAGGUGCGGGGAGCAGGGAGGUCAGCGGAGAGCCCUGGAGACGUGGCGCCUCCCACCCCCCGGCCUCCUGAGGGGCCAGAAGCCAAGGGGGCCCUGCGGGGGGCAGUGGCCUUAGGCACGAGCAGCCUGAAGCAGCAAGACCCUGGGCUCCUGGGGGACCCCGGGGCCCGAGUCUACUCCUCCCACUCCAUGGGGGCCCGGGUGGACCUGGAGCCCGUCUCACCAAGGAGCUGCCUCACCAAAGUGGAGCUGGCCAAGAGCCGGCUGGCAGGGGCCCUGUGCCCCCAGGUACCCCGCACCCCUGCCAAAGUGCCCACCUCAGCCCCCAGCCUUGGCAAGCCCAAUAAGAGCCCCCAUGGCAGCCCAACGAAGCUACCUUCCAAGUCCCCCACCAAGGUGGUACCCCGCCCGGGGGCCCCACCGACCACCAAGGAGCCCCCUAAGCCUGACAAGGGGAAGGGCCCACCGUGGGCCGACUGCAGCGGCGGCGCUCCGGCCCAGCCUCCGUCCCCUGCCCCUGGCCCUGCAGACCCAAGCCAAGGCCCCGACGGCCGGGCCCCGCACUCGGCCAUCGAGGAGAAGGUGAUGAAGGGCAUCGAGGAGAACGUGCUGCGGCUCCAGGGCCAGGAGCGGGCACCGGGCGCCGAGGCCAAGCACCGCAACGCCAGCAGCAUCGCCAGCUGGUUCGGCCUGAAGAAGAGCAAGCUGCCGGCGCUGAACCGGCGCGCAGAGGCCGCCAAGAGCAAGGAAGCGGCCGGCGGGGGCUCCCCGCUCCGGAAGGAGGUCAAGGUGGAAGCCCGGAAGCUGGAGGCCGAGAGCCUCAACAUCUCCAAGCUGAUGGCUAAGGCGGAAGACCUCCGCCGGGCACUGGAGGAGGAGAAGGCCUACCUGAGCAGCCGGGCCCGGCCGCGGCCCGGAGGACCGGCUCCGGGACCGAGUACGGGGCUGGGGCAGGUGCAGGGCCAGCUGGCUGGCAUGUACCAGGGCGCGGACACCUUCAUGCAGCAGCUGCUCAACAGGGUGGAUGGCAAGGAGCUGCCGCCCAAGAACUGGCGGGAGCCCAAACCCGAGUAUGGCGAUUUCCACCAGCCAGUGUCCUCUGACCCCAAGAACCCCUGGCCAGCCUGUGGGCCUCGAAAUGGCCUGGUGGGGCCUCUUCAGAGCUGUGGAAAACCUCCUGGAAAGCCGAACAGCGAGCCGGGAAGGCGGGAAGAGAUGCCCUCAGAGGACAGCCUGGCUGAGCCAGUGCCCACCUCACACUUCACAGCCUGUGGCUCCUUGACUCGAACCCUGGACAGUGGCAUUGGGACCUUUCCACCCCCAGACCAUGGCAGCAAUGGGACCCCCAGCAAGAAUCUUCCCAAGACAAAGCCACCACGGCUGGACCCCCCACCCGGAGUGCCCCCGGCUCGGCCCCCACCCCUUACCAAAGUCCCCCGCCGUGCCCACACGCUGGAGCGUGAGGUGCCAGGCAUAGAGGAGCUGCUGGUGAGCGGGCGGCACCCUAGCAUGUCAGCCUUCCCCGCGCUGCUCACCGCCGCUCCGGGCCACCGGGGCCAUCAGACCUGUCCUGACGAUCCCUGUGAAGACCCAGGCCCUCCCCCUCCUGUCCAGCUGGCUAAGAACUGGACCUUCCCCAACGCGAGGGCAGCCAACAGCUCCGCUGACCCUUUUCUAUGCCCAUCCCGACAAUUGGAGGGGCUGCCCAGGAACCCCAUGGCCCUGCCCAUGGACCAGAAGCGGAGCCUGGAGCCCAGCCACCCAGCCCCUACACCCCAGGGCCCGGCAUUUGGAGGUAGCCGCACGCCCAGCACAUCGGACGUGGGCGAGGAAGGGAGAGUGGCCAGUGGCGGCCCCCCAGGUCUGGAGACCUCAGAGUCUCUCAGUGACUCCCUCUACGAUUCACUCUCCUCCUGCGGGAGUCAGGGCUGAGGGGCUGCGCCACACUAGGGCCCCUCUCUGGCGUUGGAGACCACUGACUGGACCAGCUGUCCUCGUGCCCCAUCCCUCGGGGCCCAUGGGGCCCCUCCCUGCAGGGACCAAGGAGGCAGAUGGAUCAGAAGGUGAAGGGGGUCCCUGACACACCCCAUUACCCACCGCUGCUGUGGAGGGGAUGCCCACUGUCAGCUCAGGGAGAGACCCCACCCUUGGUCCCUUCUCUCACCUGGAGUAAGGCUCGUCCUCUGAGGGCCUGGGGGUUCAAGGUCGCUGUGUCCCGGCCCCCAGCGCCCCCUUGAGGCUGAGCCACCUUGUGGUGCUGGGCUUCCCGCCCACCAGCUGUGCCAUCUCCAGCCUGGCUGCUCCCUGCCCUGGAGCCCCGAGGGGCCAGCCCAGAGUCCCCGGGCCGGUGGAGUUUGGGGGGCGAAGGGUCAAGUUGCCUUCUCUCUCUGUCUGCCCUGGUCCUCCCUGCUGUCUGGAUGGUGCUGCCCUCCCCUGCCCCAUGUCUUUGGGGUCCGUUUGUCUGUCUUUUUGUGGUUUUUUUAUAUUGAAGCGCCUGGCCCAGCCCCCACCCCCAUCCCCGCACUGCGGUUAAUUUAUCUGUCGUUAAGAACUCGGCUGCUCUGCUUCCAGCCUCUGCUUCUGCCCUAUUCCUAAUAAAACGUGGAGGCCCC